Anoplopoma fimbria (sablefish) is the source of this 2360-nucleotide messenger RNA. It is a transcript of the gene gclm, whose product is annotated as glutamate-cysteine ligase, modifier subunit. The record is from RefSeq and is a predicted model, not a curated record. The coding region runs from base 244 to 1074 and encodes 276 amino acids. Gene Ontology annotation, biological process: glutathione biosynthetic process. Gene Ontology annotation, molecular function: enzyme regulator activity; glutamate-cysteine ligase catalytic subunit binding. Gene Ontology annotation, cellular component: glutamate-cysteine ligase complex. NCBI's taxonomy places the organism in Eukaryota, Metazoa, Chordata, Actinopteri, Perciformes, Anoplopomatidae. The transcript is spliced from 7 exons.
UGUAGGCGUGACCGAACCGGCUUGCCUCCAUGACAGGCUCUAAGGAAACCACCAAACCAGCAAGUCAGUCAACACACUGAGUGCAAGUCAUCCUGACUACAUAGUUUUUAAAACAGUUGUGGGUGACUGUGCUUACUGUCUGCUGCCCAGCUCUUCAGACAGCCGCCGGUUGUCAGCGUGAACGCGCACGUCGACGUAGCGGGCACUGAUUUAGCAGCGUGUUAGCUCGCUGCAGAGAACCACAUGGACCCUCAAAACAGCAACAUGAACGGCGAGGCGAAGAUGAUGCUGAGCCACGCCAAGACUCUGCGGCUGCACACCGGGAACCUGGUCAACCGAAGUCGGCUGAAAAAGAAAUGCCCAGGCUCCCCCAGCGAAGAGCUUCAAGACUGCAUUCAAGCCACGCUGAGUGAUUGGUUUGCCAUCACAAAACCGCCAUCAAAGGAUUUUUCAGACACUGUGGACUGCUCCAUUCCCCAUGCAACUGAUGCUAUUACGCCUGAAGAGAGGGAUGAACUGAGGGUUACAGUCAAGCUGUUCCUGUGCGAGUCGGUUGAUUCCUCCAUCAGAGACGCGGUGGAGAUGGUCUGCCAGACGCUGGCAGUGUCCCAGCUUGACUCUGUUAUCAUUGCGCCACCUUGGCCGCUGGAAGGUGACCGCCAAAGUUUGGCCCACCUUCAGCCAGCUUGGGAGGAGCUGGAGGCUCUGGUCAGGAGCCAGCGCAUUGCUGCUAUUGGCACCUCUGACCUGGACAAAGAAAUGCUGGAACAGCUCUAUAACUGGUCUCAGGUGAAGCCCAGCAGUAACCAGGUGAACUUGGCCUCCUGCUGUGUGAUGCCUCCUGACCUGACUGCCUUUGCCAAGGAGUUUGACAUCCAGCUGCUCACACACAACGAUUCGAAAGAGCUGAUGUCAGCGGCCACAUUCCAGGAGUCGGUGCAGGAGGGAACCCAGGACCUGAACAUAGCUGACUGGAGGCUGGAGUGGGUCCUUCGCUACUCCAUUAUUGUGAAGAGCAGGGGCAUUAUCAAGGCUAAGGGCUACCUUGUCAGUGCGAGGAAGGCGAGCCCCUAGCACACUCCACUAUGGAAGACACAUGGAUCAAGCCAUUUUCCUCCCUUUUCGUUGACAUACACACAAAACAUGCAAAGUAAUAGCUCUGAUUAAUGGAUGCUGCCAUUCACCAUGAGUCUUGGUGUCAUUGUUUUAUCUUACGGAUAAGGUUGCAUCCUGAUUAUGUACAAUUUCCUCAUUUUAACUGAUGCAGUUAUUCAUUACCCUCAUCUCAGUGAGAUCAAAAAUAGGAGAUGAACAUGCAAUAUCAACUCAAGUGUCAGUUUCAAAAGAAUAGACUGUGAAAGUUAGUUUCACAGACGACCAAUCCAUUGACAGAUCAGCCAUUUCUUAACACAGUAGAGGCUGCUUUAAUGAUGGAAAAUGGCGGCUAAACUUUGAUCCAAGGGUUCCUUGUUCUGACUUGAAGUGCCUCUCAUCUUUUUCUCUUCCUGUCCUCAUACCUGCUUUGUCUCCACUGUGUCUGUGUGAAUCAAGCUUUAAAUAUACUGGUUUGAAUGAAAAGUUUCAGAGUAGGUUAAGCAAAAGUGAAAAGAAGAGAUUUGUUUUUUAGUACAGAAUGAUUCCAAACAUUUUUAAACGGCAUAUGGAAAAAUUGGAAAUGGAAACAAAGUUUAUUGUUGCAAUUCUUACUGUAUUUGCAUUCCUCAAUUGAGAAAUUAUAUGUGCUAAUUCAAAUCAAACUCCCAACGAGAUGUUUAUUUUAUGAUGACGAUUGACUGUAAUUGGUGAAAAAGAAAACUAUAUAAUGUAUACAACUUUAUUUUAUCAGGCAUUUAUUUUCUGACCAUGUUUAUCCACUACUGUUCUCAUGAGAUUAAUUUGAGGGUUGAAAGUACAGCAAUAUUUUGAGAUUGACAUGCAUAGCAGGCGUUCGUCCUCUAUAUGCAUUGUUGUUAAAGCACUGGAAACUCCGUGCCAAGGAGAUGGUAAAAUAUGUCAACACUGAGGAAGAUGUUUUUAUAUAAGAAUCAUGGUUGUUUUUUUCCAGACAGGAUCCAGUUAAUCUCAUGAAGAAAAGUUAUCUGUUGUACUGUAAACAUAUUUAAUGCUGCCAUAUAUCUGUAUAUCAUGAAUUGGCUUUAUUAAAAUCACGAAAGUUAUCUCUUAAUGUCAACACUGGUGUAAAAUAUUUAAAAGAUGGAAUAACCCUGGACUAGUGUAUUUUUUUUUUGUUGAUAAUACAAUCAAGAUAUUGGUGCUACAAAGAAAUUAGCUAAAUUAAAGAAGAACAACAAGGACAACUCCACCAUUGUUGAAAGUGCUGCUUUAAGCUCUCAGCUGAG